GCGGAGAUGAGGAGAUGAGGAGCUGGGCCGCGCUCUAGCCAAUCGUUUUUUUUUUAUCCUAUACCCAAAAGGUCCGGGGAAGCUCCGCGAAAGCGCCGCCUACGCGCUCUCACUCCGCCUUUUGUCCAACUUACGCAUUGAGUAUGCGAAAAUGCCAAGCAAAGCCAGCUCUUUGGACCGCCUUAUAAUACAUCACGUGGACCGAAGCAGCGCCGAAGCAGCUGAUUGACGUCGUCCACCGCUAACUUGUAAGUGUAUGAUGUAUGAUGUUCUUGGUCGAUUGUGGCCUUACAACUAGCUCUAGAUUCCUAGGCUACAAAUUGCUCUUGUUCGAAGCUAUGGUGACCCCUGGGGGGAAAACACGACGGAAACGGUUCGAGCGGAGUAGCAAUUUUUUGGGAAUAUUGGGGUAUAUGCCGGGGGGGGGGCGAAGCUGGGAUGAUCACGAUCCUACGUUAUUACCAUGGGACGACUUUACGUAGUAGUACAUACGCAUAAAGACCCAGGUACGUGAAAGAAGUAUAUAAGUUCCAGAAGCAGCACCAAGUCCCAAUGGAAAACAAAGCCGAACCUCUUUUGCCGGGUCACACAGCUUCCACGCUGAGAUUGUCGCUCUCUAAGAUCUAACACGCAGGAGAGCUGCUGUGCAUGACAAGUGAUUGUCACACAUUCGAUCAGAAUGGCAACCCUCUUGUCGCUUGUUACGGCGGCGACAGCGGUUUCAGCCGCCGCUGUCAUACGACGAGACUACCAGACCGCUGACCCUCUCGCUUCCUGUCCGGGUUAUACAGCUUCGAAUGUCGUUAGCACGGGUUCGGGGUUGAAGGCGGAUCUAAAGCUGGCUGGUGAGGCUUGCAAUGUAUACGGAACGGAUCUGAAGGACUUGACUCUCGAAGUCUCAUAUGACACAGAAACGAGACUUCACGUCAAAAUCCAAGAUGCUGCUAACAACGUCUACCAAAUUCCCGAGUCCGUCUUCCCUCGGCCGGAAGCUGAAGGUGCCGAAGAAGCACAGUCUGCGUUGAAGUUCGACUACAAGGAGAGCCCAUUCUCCUUCACCGUAUCUCGCUCCGACUCGGGCGAAGUCCUUUUCGACACAUCGGCCGCCAACAUAGUAUUCGAGUCGCAAUAUUUACGCCUACGGACUAAGCUACCGGAGAAUCCGAGCCUAUACGGUCUCGGCGAGCACUCGGAUCCCUUCAUGCUGAACACAACUGACUACAUCCGCACGUUCUGGUCGCAGGACUCUUUCGGCGUCCCCGAAGGUACGAAUCUGUACGGAAACCAUCCUGUGUACUACGAGCACCGAGAAUCGGGUACCCACGGCGUGUUCUUCUUGAAUUCUAACGGUAUGGAUAUCAUCAUCAACAACACCGCCGAAGCUGGGCAGUACCUCGAGUACAACACCCUCGGCGGCGUGUUGGACUUCUACUUCGUGUCCGGCCCGAGCCCGAUUGAAGUCGCGCAGCAGUACUCCGAGAUCGUGGGUCAACCUACGAUGCAGCCGUACUGGGGAUUGGGAUUCCAGAACUGCCGUUACGGGUAUCAAGAUAUUUUCGAAGUCGCCGAGGUCAUCUACAACUACAGCCAAGCUCGUAUCCCGCUCGAGACCAUGUGGAACGACAUCGACUACAUGUACCGCAGAAGAGUAUUCUCCUUGGACCCGGAAAGAUACCCUCUGCACAAGGUGCGCGAGGUGGUUGACUACCUGCACGCGCACGACCAGCACUACGUCGUCAUGGUAGAUCCUGCCGUGGCCUACCAGGACUUCCCUACCUCGUUCCGGCGCGGUGUUGAGGACAACGUCUUCAUGCUCCGCGAGAACGGUACCGCCUAUAAGGGUGUUGUCUGGCCCGGGGUUACGGCCUUCCCCGACUGGUUCUCCGCCAACAUCUCCAAGUACUGGAACAACGAGUUCGAUCUGUUCUUCUCGCCUACGGAUGGCGUUGAUAUCGAUGCCCUCUGGAUCGACAUGAACGAGCCUUCCAACUUCCCCUGCUUCUUCCCUUGCGACAACCCCGACGCUUCGGCCGUGGGAUACCCGCCGGAGCCCCCGCCGGUCCGAUCUCCUCCCCGUCCCCUCCCCGGCUUUUCUUGCAACUUCCAGCCUGAAGGCUGCAACAACACCGAGGUCAAGUCCCUGGCGAUCCGCGACGGCACUCCCCCGGCCUACUUCGACAACCUCAUCCUCGCACCGCGCCAAGAAGAGGGCAAGCAGCUCGGCCUACCCGAUCGCGACCUUCUCUUCCCGAAGUACGCGAUCCACAACAAGGCGGCGGGCUCGGACAGCAUGAACGCGGCCGAGGGCGGCAUCUCCAACAAGACCGUCAACACGGAUCUGAUCCACCAGAACGGCCUGACCAUGUACGACACGCACAACCUGUACGGCUCGAUGAUGUCCAUCGCCUCGCACGGGGCCAUGCUGCACCGCCGCCCUUCCGUGCGGCCCAUGAUCAUCACGCGCUCGACGUUCGCGGGGGCCGGGACCAAGGUGGGCCACUGGCUGGGGGAUAACGUGUCGACGUGGCACCACUACCGGCUGGCGAUCCGGAGCAUGCUGGCGUUCGCGUCCGUGUACCAGAUCCCGAUGGUCGGCGCGGACACGUGCGGGUUCGACGGCAACACGACGGAGCAGCUGUGCGCGCGGUGGGCCGCGCUCGGCGCCUUCGCCCCCUUCUUCCGCGUGCACAACGGCCUCGAGGCCCGGCCGCAGGAGCUCUACCGCUGGGAGAAGACGGCCGAGUCCGCCCGCAAGCACAUCGACAUUCGCUACCGCCUGCUCGACUACAUGUACACGGCCAUGCGCGCGCAGGCCCGCGACGGCACGCCCAUGGUCAACCCGCUGUUCUACCUGUACCCGCGGGACAAGAACACGUACCCGAUCGACCUGCAGUACUUCCUCGGGCCGGGCCUGCUCGUGGCGCCCGUGACGGAGGAGAACAGCACCAGCGUGGACGUGUACCUGCCGGACGACGUGUUCUACGACUUCCACACGCGCGAGCGGGUGGUCGGCGAGGGCAAGUAUGUCACGGUCGCGGACCAGGAGUGGACGGACCUGCCGCUGUACCUGCGGGGCGGGGUGAUCGUGCCGCUGCGCGCCGGGUCCGGGAUGAUGACGACGGCGGAGGUGCGCGGCCAGCCGUUCGAGAUCGUGGUGCCGGUGGGCAAGGACGGGCGGGCGAGCGGGCGGCUGUACGUCGACGACGGCGAGAGCGUCGAGCAGCCGGGGACGACGGACGUCUCGUUCGAGUACGCGGACGGCGUGCUGAGCGUCGGCGGCACGUUCGGGUACAAGGCGGAGCAGCUGCGGAUCAGCAAGGUCACGUUCCUGGGCGUUGGAGGCGGGAACGGCAAGCGCGCUGAUAAUGGGGUCGUUACGGUGGAUGUGGACAGGGCGCUUGAGGAGGCGUUUACCGUUAAGGUUAGCGAUACGUGAGGGAUGGGCAAGAGGUUGAAGUACAUAUUAAGUGCCUAGGUACUUAAACUAUAUCUACCUAUUUAUAAUGUAUAAACGAUAAACGAUUGAAUGAACGAGUCGGAACU
Messenger RNA from Daldinia caldariorum, 3543 nucleotides. RefSeq names its product glycoside hydrolase family 31 protein. Gene Ontology annotation, biological process: carbohydrate metabolic process. NCBI's taxonomy places the organism in Eukaryota, Fungi, Ascomycota, Sordariomycetes, Xylariales, Hypoxylaceae. The transcript is spliced from 3 exons. The record is from RefSeq and is a predicted model, not a curated record. Bases 680 to 3436 code for a protein of 918 amino acids. Gene Ontology annotation, molecular function: carbohydrate binding; hydrolase activity, hydrolyzing O-glycosyl compounds.